This is a messenger RNA of Jaculus jaculus (lesser Egyptian jerboa), 2268 nucleotides long. RefSeq names its product abhydrolase domain containing 18 (gene Abhd18). The record is from RefSeq and is a predicted model, not a curated record. The transcript is spliced from 12 exons. The coding region runs from base 220 to 1602 and encodes 460 amino acids. Lineage: Eukaryota; Metazoa; Chordata; Mammalia; Rodentia; Dipodidae.
GGCUUGUCCGCAGGCCGCUGCGACCCGCCUCGGGCUCUCCUGGCUGGGCUGGCUAGCUGGCUGCUCCCCAGCUCCGACUCGGUUCCUGGAGAGAGUCUCCGGGCCUUGUGGUUGGGGCUCAGGCGACAGUCCCAAGCUUGCUCGUCCAGAGCGGCGGCGUGCGGAGGCUAGGCCGGUCGACAGCAGGCAUCUCCCGGUGUCCGAUGUGGUUUGGUGGUAAUGGGUGUGAGCAAGUUAGACAUUCUGUACCGGAGACUUCUUCUCACAAAACUUUUUAUCAGAGGAUGGGGAAGACCAGAGCAUCUUAAAAGACUCUUUGAAUUCAGAAAGAUGAUUGGAAAUCGAGAAAGAUGCCAGAAUCUAGUUUCCAGUGAUUAUCCAGUAUACAUUGAUAAGGUUGAAGAGCAGUCAGACUGUAAGAUCCUAGAUGGGCACUUUGUUUCUCCCAUGGCCCACUAUGUACCUGAUAUCAUGCCAGUUGAGUCUGUUAUUGCCAGGUUCCAGUUUAUUGUGCCUAAGGAAUGGAAGAGCAAAUACAGACCUGUAUGUAUUCAUCUUGCCGGAACAGGAGACCAUCAUUACUGGAGGAGACGAACACUUAUGGCCCGCCCUAUGAUUAAAGAGGCCCGAAUGGCUUCUUUAUUGUUAGAAAACCCUUAUUAUGGCUGCAGGAAACCCAAAGACCAAGUAAGGUCCAGCUUAAAAAAUGUGUCUGACCUUUUUGUGAUGGGAGGAGCUCUUAUUUUGGAAUCUGCAGCUCUCUUGCACUGGCUGGAGAGGGAAGGUUAUGGACCUCUAGGAAUGACUGGAAUAUCCAUGGGAGGACACAUGGCCUCCUUAGCAGUGUCCAACUGGCCUAAGCCUAUGCCAUUGAUCCCAUGUUUAUCCUGGUCAACAGCAUCUGGAGUCUUCACUACGGGUGUGUUGAGUAAAUCAGUUAAUUGGCGGGAACUAGAAAAGCAGUAUUAUACACAGACGGUUUAUGAAGAAGAAAUUAUUCAUAUGCUUGAAUACUGUGGGACAGAUUCUUUCAAAAUGGGACAAGAGUUCGUGAAACAUUGCCCUAGCAGUGCAGACAAGUUACCAGACAAGCUAACUAAUUUUAACCUGGUUUCUAGAACUUUAAAUCUAGAUAUGACAGACAAAGUUGUUUCCACAAAGCAUGCUGAGUGCCAUAAUGCUAGUAAAAUACCUAUUAAUGCUACAUCCAAAGGACUCUUGUUGCAAGAUCCCUGUAAGAUAGAAUACUUGAAUCAAACACUUAAAUCCAGCAAAAGUCAUUACACAAAUUACAACCCUCAGUCUUACCAGCUGCUCAGCAAAGAACAAAGAAGAAGCAAUCUUCAAAAAGAAUCUUUAAUAUUUAUGAAAGGAGUCAUGGAUGAAUGUACUCAUGUAGCAAAUUUCUCAGACAAGCCAUCUACGAUGCCUUUGAACGCUUCCUCCAUAAAUAUGCUAACUAACUGGAUCAUUGCAUUGCAUAAUCAAUGCAGACAAAAGGAGUUUAUCCUGUGUAAUGUGAAGAACAAGCAGACAGACAGCAUGAUAUCUCUGAUUGCUACCAGAUUUGUCUAUAAUCCAGUGUUAACAGAUCAAUUAUAAACCUUAAACACAUUUUAGUAGUUUAAAAGCAUUAUUUGAAUUACAUAAUCUUGGAGUAUUUGUUAUUUCUUUACAAAUCCUACAUAUCUGAUAUUUAGUCUAUUACUAUUUAUAAAAACUUUAACUUUUUAAUUAUGAAUAAUUUAUUUCAGAAUAACUUUAUUCAUAGAAACUCACUUUUUAAUGGAAUUGCUGAAACAAAGAUUAUUAUGCAUUUUCUGUACUGUAUGACCUCAUCUGACUUUUCUGCUAUUAACUUGAAAAACCUGUGGCUUUCUUUUUUGCCAGUGUGAUGAAUUUAUAAUAUGGUUUUCAACUCUAAAUUUCCUGCCAUAGAAAUCCAAAGAUGUGGAAAAUCAGUGUUAGCUUUCAACUAUUAAAAAAAAAAAAAAAUUCUGCCUCAAAAAGAAAGAAAGGGAGGGAGGAAAGGAAAGGGAAGGAAGGAAGGAAAUACUGAUUGCAUAUAGCAGUGCAUGGUGUCAUGAGCCUGUGACCCCAGCAUUUGCGAUGUAGAGACAUGAGGAUUGAGUUUACAGUCAUCUUCAGCUACAUAGCAAGUUCAUGGCUAGACUAAUCUACAUGAUGAGAUCCUGUCUCAAAAAGAAAAGAAAAAAAAAAAAAUGCUGGGCUGGGUGUGGUGGUACAAGCCUUUAAUCCCUGCACCCA